AUGGAUUUUCUUCGAAUUUUUACCAUCAAACCGAUUGAUGCCGAUGACAUGGCGUCUCAGCAAACUCAAAGCUACCUGAAAACAUCGUUAAGUCGAUCCACUUGGCAAGCAUGGGAAUCGAUUACUGUUGUUCCAUGUCUUACAAAAGAUAGACUUUCUAUUUAUUCACUUCAUCGUCAAGCAUGUCUUAAUCAUCGAAGUUUUUAUACUGAUCCUACUACAAAAUUGCAAGUUCUCACACGAUAUGCACAUCUACAACGAGGAAACUGUUGUGGUAAUCGAUGUCGUCAUAUGUUGUUUACAUCAGAAAUUGGAGGCCAACAAAUCAGCAACGAUGAGCAUAAAAUAUGGUAUAAAUACAAAGAGUGA
Molecule: messenger RNA, 369 nt
Organism: Rotaria socialis
Lineage: Eukaryota; Metazoa; Rotifera; Eurotatoria; Philodinida; Philodinidae
Source: the annotation of a GenBank genome assembly